AUGAAACAGUUAGAGCGAUUGAUCCAAUCAAGACGGGAAAAUCUUUUUCAAUCGCUACAAGAAUUCAUCACUGAUGAUAAAUUUGGCAUAUGUGUACUUCUGGAAAUGCUUAAACGAACAGAAUUAGAAAUUGAAAAUAUCGAACAAAUUGAUGGUUUGAAACUUAUUCGACCAAAACUCUUCCCAGAUACACGUGGUUACUUCGUGGAAUCAUAUAAUGAAUAUGAAUUGGAUGCAUUAGGAUUCACGGAGAAAUUUAAGCAGGAUAAUCAUUCCUAUUCGAAACCUGGUGUUUUACGUGGCUUACAUGCACAACCCGGAAUGGGUAAACUGGUAUCAGUUAUAAGUGGUGAAAUAUACGAUGUUGCUGUUGAUAUAAGACCAACAUCGGAAACUUUUGGAAAGUGGCACGGUGUUGUUCUAAAUGAAGAAACACGAACAGGUUUCUGGAUACCAGAUGGGUUUUUGCACGGAUUUUAUGUUUUAUCGGAAAAAGGAGCUCAUAUAACAUACAAAUGCACGGCGAUAUACAACGCAAAUGUGGAAUUUGGUGUAAAUCCAUUUGAUCCAGAAUUGGCUAUCGAUUGGCAUAUAAGUGAUCAGCGCGAAUUAAUUAUUAGUGAUCGAGAUCGAUGUCAUCAGAAUUUGAAGUGUUUAUCAUUGAAAAGACAAUGA
Messenger RNA from Acanthocheilonema viteae, 675 nucleotides. The record is from the annotation of a GenBank genome assembly. NCBI's taxonomy places the organism in Eukaryota, Metazoa, Nematoda, Chromadorea, Rhabditida, Onchocercidae.